CCCGCAUGCAACACGCAAAGUAACAGUAUAACAGUACGAUAUCUAGCAGUGUAGUGCCCGAUCCCUGCAGUACCGUGGCGCAGAGAACCAUCCACACCCAUCACACUCCCCACAUCACAGACGCGACACACAAACCCCAAGCACGCUCACGAACAAGUCAUCAAUCAUUGCAAUAUACUCUGUACAUACACUCCCCCUCGAUCCAACAAUGCGCCUCGGCGCGCGCGGAUCAAGGCGCCCGCCCAGUCCGCCCACCCCCUUCCCAAGAGAGACUGGGCAGCGACUCGACUCAGUCGCGGGCGGGCGUGCGAGGCGCUGCUUUCCUCUUUUUUCUUUUCUCUUUUCUCUUUUCUCUUUUUUCUUUUCUCUUUUCUCUCUUUUCUUUUCUCUCUUCUCUCUUCUCUCUUCUCUCUUCUCUUUUCUCUCUUCUCUUUUCUCUUUUCUGGUCCGAUGUGGGCCGCAAGCGCUGCCGUGGGGCGUCGCCGUGCUGGACGACUUUUGGAGUGCUUUUUGAGACGGCCGGGGGAAGACUCGACGCGCAUCUUGGAUCUCUGCCGACGGGACAUCAACGCCGUGAUUCC
Messenger RNA from Didymella exigua CBS 183.55, 581 nucleotides. RefSeq lists its product as uncharacterized. The transcript has a single exon. Bases 209 to 514 code for a protein of 101 amino acids. NCBI's taxonomy places the organism in Eukaryota, Fungi, Ascomycota, Dothideomycetes, Pleosporales, Didymellaceae. The record is from RefSeq and is a predicted model, not a curated record.